Chiloscyllium plagiosum (whitespotted bambooshark) is the source of this 9762-nucleotide messenger RNA. RefSeq names its product exostosin-like glycosyltransferase 3 (gene extl3). The record is from RefSeq and is a predicted model, not a curated record. Gene Ontology annotation, molecular function: glycosyltransferase activity. Gene Ontology annotation, cellular component: membrane. Lineage: Eukaryota; Metazoa; Chordata; Chondrichthyes; Orectolobiformes; Hemiscylliidae.
AAUGCUGCUGCGCCCUGUUUGGAGAGCAGCUUGUACUAUGCGGCGGGGCUGAAAGCGAGCCUUGCAGGUAGUGGUUUUUUUCCUUAAAUGAAUGUUUUUUUUUUAAAAAGACGCGGCUUCAAUUUUGCAUUUGCAGAAGAUUAUAUCUUCUAAACAAAAGCACAAAGGCAUAGAGCGCACCCCGGAUCAUAUAAGCAUAAUGGAGGAAGGAACAGAAGGAUGCUGAUGGAGUGAGGUGGUGAUGUUGCCUUUGGAUGUUGAAGUCAUGUGAGAAGAGAGGGCGGGAGAAGACCAGCUUACCUGUCACCACCUGUUCGUUGCUGUGGCUGUGGUUCAUGAAUAUCGUAUGAAGGUGAAUGGUAUAUUGACGACUGCCGGUUCAGGAUGCUGACGGCCACUGUUAACAGGCAUUUGCUGUGGUUGGCUGAGAACUCUCAUCAUCAUGGCAGUGGUACCUGCAGUGGGUACAGUAAGCUGAAGGCAUAUGCUAAAUGAUUCUGUUUGCUCAGCAACCUCAAGAGGAGAGAGACGCAUUCUCAAAUUUUGUGGAAGGAAAGCGCGAGAAAAUGAAAUUUCCAUUCUAUUGGUGUUGAGUUGUGAAUAGCUUAUGGGAAACAUCUAAAGCAAAAUACACAGUGAGCCUUGGGGCAGUGAAUGAGAUUAAAUUUCCUCGUCAUGGCUUCUGAUCAAACGUGAUUGUUUGUGAGAGGGUUUAUUCCCCUCUCCCACUUUUUUUUUUAAAUUUAUAAACUUGUUUCCCCCAACUCCAGCCAGUUUAUAUCAUGCUCCGGAACGGAGUUGUUGGGAAUGUAGGCCAGCCAUGCAUGCUACGAUGGUCCAAUCGCAUCCGAUUGACCUGGCUCAGUUUCACCCUCUUCAUCAUACUGGUGUUCUUCCCGCUGAUUGCCCAUUACUACCUGACCACCAUUGACAACCUCGAUGACUCGGGCCCUCGAAUUUUCGAGCCACGCUCAGGCAACGCCCUGUGUGAGGUUAAGCACGUGCAAGAUCUGUGUCGCAUUCGGGAAUCAGUCAGUGAGGAGCUGCUGCAGCUGGAGGCCAAGCGGCAGGAGCUCAACAGCGAAAUUGCCAAACUCAACUUGAAGAUUGAAUCCUGUAAAAAGAGCAUUGAGAAUGCCAAGCAGGACCUGCUGCAGCUCAAAAAUGUCAUCAGCCAAACUGAGCACUCCUACAAGGAACUGGUGGCACAGAACCAGCCAAAGCUCUCGCUGCCAAUUCGCUUGUUGCCAGAGAAAGAUGAGACCAACUUUCCAUUGCCAAAGUCCCCCAACAGUUGCCGCUUGCACUCUUGCUUCGAUUACUCCCGGUGUCCACUUACAUCUGGAUUUCCUGUUUACAUCUACCCCCUGGAUCAAUACCAAUUCAGUGCUUUAAUUGAUCCAUUAAUCAAACAGGCAUUCCUGGAAACUGCUCGAACUAACAUCUACGUUACAAACAAUCCUCAUAUUGCCUGUGUCUAUGUGGUUUUGAUUGGGGAGCUACAGGGCUCUACAGUACUGAAAUCCAUUGAUCUUGAAAAACAGUUGCACUCCCUCUCUUAUUGGCGGUCAGAUGGGCACAAUCAUCUCCUCAUCAACCUUUCCAGGAGGUCCCAGACACAGAAUUUGCUUUACAAUGUUAGCACAGGCAGGGCCAUGGUGGCCCAGUCUACAUUCUACGAUAUGCAAUAUCGUCCUGGCUUCGAUCUUAUCCCCUCCCCAUUCAUUCACGCCAUGUCCGAACCUAACUUCCUGGAGAUACCUCCCCAGGUUCCUGUCAAAAGGAAGUAUCUCUUCAGCUUCCAGGGCGAGAAGAUUGAGUCACUCAUGUCCAGCUUGCAGGAAGCCCGUUCCUUCGAGGAGGAGAUUGAGGGAAAUGCUCCAGCCGAUUACGAUGAUAGGAUCAUUGCUACCUUGAAGGCUGUCCAGGACAGUAAGUUGGACUUGGUUCUUGUGGAGUUCACUUGCAAAAACCAACCUCGGCCUGCCUUGCCUACAGAAUGGGCACUUUGUGGAGACAGGGCAGACAGGUUAGAAUUGCUGAAACUGUCCACUUUUGUAUUAAUUAUAACACCAGGGAAUAGCCAUCUCAUUGCUUCCACUGGCUGUUCUAUGAGGCUUUUUGAAGCAUUGGAAGUUGGAGCCAUCCCAGUAAUCCUUGGGGAACACGUGCAGUUGCCGUAUCAAGACACGAUACAUUGGAGUGAGGCAGCUCUAGUGGUGCCAAAGCCUCGCAUAACGGAAGUUCACUUCCUCCUGAGGAGUAUUUCUGAUAGCGAUCUCCUCAACAUGAGACAUCAAGGUCGUUUCCUAUGGGAGACUUACUUUUCCACCUCCGAUAACGUGCUGAGUGCUAUCCUGUCCACUGUGCGAACCCGAAUACAAAUUCCUGCUGCUCCCAUUCCAGAAGAGCCCUCCAAGGAGAUCCCUCACAAAACAGGAAAAACUGCAGGCACUGAUCCCAACAUGGCGGACACUGGAGACCUAGACUUAGGACCCGUUGAGACUGAGCCACCGUACGCCUCACCAAAGUACCUGCGGAACUUCACGGUGACUGUUCGAGACACUUACAGAGCUUGGAACACUGCCCCGGGACCUUUCCAUCUUUUUCCACAUACCCCGCUGGACCCCACGUUACCCUCAGAAGCCAAGUUCCUUGGGUCUGGGACUGGAUUUCGGCCUAUAGGCGCAGGAGCUGGGGGCUCUGGGAAAGAGUUCCAAGCUGCGCUGGGUGGGAAUGUUCCUCGGGAACAGUUUACAGUCGUAAUGUUAACCUAUGAACGAGAAGAAGUCCUGAUGAACUCUUUGGAGAGACUGAAUGGCCUCCCCUACUUGAAUAAAGUUGUUGUAGUGUGGAAUUCUCCUAAACCACCAUCUGAGGACCUUAUAUGGCCUGAUAUUGGAGUGCCCAUUGUGGUUGUUCGUACAGAGAAGAAUAGCUUAAAUAAUCGUUUCUUACCCUGGGAUACUAUUGAAACGGAGGCAAUUCUUUCAAUUGAUGAUGAUGCCCACCUUCGCCAUGAUGAAAUUAUGUUUGGCUUUCGGGUUUGGCGAGAGGCCAGAGAUCGGAUUGUGGGUUUUCCUGGCAGGUACCAUGCUUGGGACAUGACCCACCAGUCCUGGCUCUACAACUCCAAUUAUUCCUGUGAACUAUCCAUGGUGCUGACUGGCGCUGCCUUCUUUCACAAGUACUAUGCGUACCUCUACUCCUAUAUCAUGCCACAGGCCAUUCGCGACAUGGUGGAUGAAUAUAUUAAUUGUGAAGAUAUUGCCAUGAACUUCCUUGUCUCCCACAUCACCAGGAAACCACCGAUUAAGGUCACAUCACGCUGGACUUUCCGCUGCCCAGGAUGUCCCCAGGCUCUGUCGCAUGAUGACUCCCACUUCCAUGAAAGACAUAAAUGCAUCAACUUCUUUGUGAAGGUCUACGGGUACAUGCCGCUGCUCUACACCCAGUUCCGUGUGGACUCCGUCCUCUUCAAAACACGGCUGCCACACGACAAGACCAAGUGUUUCAAAUUUAUCUGAGGGACUUUCUGAACUCCCACUUUGAGGGGGAAGGGACACCAACAGUCAUUCCAUACCAUUAAAGAUCCAUUUUACCAUGAGCACCUAACAGGAAAGAAGUUGGACAUUACUUCAAAGAAAAAUCAUCAAAUUCUCUUGCUGCAUUUUACUGUUAACUAGUAAUCGUAGGGUUGGUUUGAUUCUAAAUAAUCUUCAUCGUGAAAGACUGAAGAGAGGAUAAUGAGCAAAGAUUUGCCUUUUGGAAAGUGUAACAUGAUUCCAAAUCCCAGAAAGAUGUAUAGAGAUUGUUUUUUGAGGUGGGGGAGUGAAUGUGGAUCAUGGACAGAUAUUGGUGGAGAUUUCCGGUUGGCUCAGAAAUAUUUCAACUUCAUCACCCUCAACUCAGAACUCUCCUGUUCUUAGUGCACCUUUCUCUCUGGAGUUUUUUGUUCUGUUUAACACGUGGGACAGCCUUCAUUAGGAAUAGACUGAGGUACCUUGAGGAGAGAAGGAGAUGUAUAAAUUGUACUAUCAUUUCCAUCACUUCCUCCCCCAACUUUACUGCCCUCCUCCUUUCCACCCCCAUCCCUGUCCUUGGGAUAUCAGUCAAUCGUAGGUAUAGCCCAUAUCCUCACUGGUAUAAUGGUUGUGACAGUUCACUGCCACACAGACAUAACACUGUUUCUUCUUAAAGUAUUAAAAAUUGGGUUUUAUUUACAACAUUGUUUUUAGUAUUUUUGCCAUUUUGUUUACGUCUCAGGGUUUUUUUUUGGAAUUGCUCAGUUUGUAUUUUGAAAUUAGCCUGUGAAAAGUGACCAGCUGAUGCUUUGAGUAGUGACUGGUGAUGGUAAACGUUGGGAUUCAUCCAAAGGUAUAGGCUGGCGGGGGUGUGCAAUAGAUCAAUCACCAUCUAAUAGAAUGACAGAACUUGUUGCCAAAUCCCUGUUGAAUUUGGGAGGUUUGGAAUGACCUGUUCUUCCCUCGUCUAUCAGCAAAUCACCAGAGUGUUACAGAUUCCCUUAAUAUCUGGAACAGUCAAGUCAGCAACUUGCAGAGCGGAAAUGAGAUAUGGAGCAGAUUUGAUCCGAUGAAACAUUUGACAAAGAAUGCCUCCCCAGGGCACAUAUUGACUUGCAUUCUAUGAAAUCACUGCACAUCCGAGCAGUGGGAUUCCUGCUCUGGAUAUUACUUGGAUAUUGAUCAAUACAAGCCUCCUUUGGAGAAGUAUGGAUAGUUUUGAAACCAUGCUGCCUCAAAAAAUGUCAGAGCAUUUUUCCUCUGUUUAGCUACUGCAAAGAACAUGGAGCUCAGCUCAUGCUAUUGGAACCCUGUGGUGAGUUUAUAAUAUUGCAAUCACUUCAGGAUACCCAACAGCCUUGUAUAUAUCUUAAUAAUAAAGGUCCUUGUAUCUAGUCUAAUCACAUCUGAAUUACUUAGAUUCUGUGUACACACCAAUCUCCAUCCCAAAAAAAUACUUAACAGAUCCACUCUGGGAGCUAAUUGUCUUUCUGUGUUUUAAGUCCUGUUACAAAACAAUUGUAAUUUGCAAAAGUUGGUUAUUGGAAGGUGAAAUAAUACUACUCAUCACAAUACAGGAAUGUCUGUUUCUUGUGUUGGAAUGCAGCAACAGAUAAAGGCUCAAUGAUUCAGCAUACUCACAUCAGCAGAUAUCCAUUGCUCAACAGGAUUGUUUCCAAACCCUCAAGACAAAGAGGAUCUCUGUCUUCCUGCUCAAAGAUUUUCUCUCCCCACACCUUCCCCCAAAUUCUGUCAGGUCUGUUCCCCUUUUAUGAACUGGCUCUGAUUGUUUUGACUUUAUUUUUGACUAAAACAACAGGACUUUUAAAUCCCUCUGAAUUCAUUCCUUAAAUGAGGGGCUUAUGAAGAAUUGUUCAACAGGAUGCCCAUUGGAGUUUAGAAAAAUGCAAGAUGACUCAGUGAAACACUUAAGAUCUCAAUGGCCCUUGGUAGGGUUGAAAACAAGAGCAAGUUUCCUCUUGUGGGGAGAUUAGAACUAGGGGAGACAAUUUGAGAAUAAGUUAUCUCCCUUUUAAGAUGGAGAUGAGGAGUCUUUUCAGUUGUUUGUUUGUGAAAUUCUCUUCCUCAGAAAGCAGUGGAGGCUGGGUCAUUGAAUUUACUGAAGAUAGAAUUGAGUGCUAAGAGUUAUAGGGCCAGAAAGGAAAAGUGAAGUUGAGACCACAAACAGAUCAGCUAUGACCAUAUUGAAUGGUGGAGUAGGCUUGAAGGCUUUCAAGCCAUUUCUUUUUGUAUUGUUUCAAGACUUGAGUGUUUCUUGAUUUCUGUUUUUCUUUGCAUUUUGGAAAUUGGAAGAUGUAUGGGUUGCACUUUGUUCACUUUGCAUCGAAGUUAUUUGUGCCUUUGAUAGUGAAAGCAUCUGUGACCUUUGACAUGUUGUGUUCAGCUUCAGGUUGAGCUGCUGAAUAUCCCAUUAAUUAUAAGGUGAUUUCUGUACCCUUAAUGAUAGCUGCUUAAAUUAAAAUCUUCAGAACCUUAAACUCAGCAAUUGAAGCUCGUCUGAGCCAACUAUUCUGCAUCAGAAUCAAGUUCUAGAUUUAUGAAAUUUCAAAGGAAGAUUUACAUCUAACUAAAUUAAAACCAGAUGGCACUCUGAAUAUUUAAUCUGCAUCAUAAUUUAUGUACUGGAUGAAUACAUAAUCAAUUGAAUAUAGUGGAACAAAAUCUGAAGUGAAAUUGAGAAGGGUCAGAAAAUUAAGAUUGGAAAAAAUCCUGCUUGCUCUGAUAUCACUGGUCGAAGGAUGAAUAUAAAUUGUUUAGAUUUCCUACCAAAGCUUUGAAUAUUUUAACACGUGUACAGCCAAGAAUAUUUUUGACUUGUCGAUGUGCGGAAUUCUAAGUAAAACCAGAGAUUUGUUCAAUCAAGAAUCCUAUAAAGAGGUGAUAAAGGUUUUGAAAAGCUGCUAGUUUUUUGAUUACACCAAAUAUAAGGAUUAAUCUUUGAAGUGGUGCAUGUAACAGAAUCAGUCACCAAGUAUUGAGUUCGUCUAAUUUACUACACAAUCAAAAAUGUAAUUAAAAUAAGCGACACACAAGAAACAGCAUCUUGUAUUCCCAGUCUGUCCCACAUGAUUGUGAUCCAUCAUCCUUCACUACCCACUCCAUUUGAAGCUGUGAAAUCUGUUGUAUGAAGUUGGGAAAAGAAAUCUGAACUGUGGCUGAUUGGGGUGAAAAGGUAAUGAAACUAGUCCUAGAGAUUUCUGGCUCUGAUUUAUGUUACCAGAUAUUAACCUAUUGUACAAGUUGAUCUGUACUUCAACCGCAAAUGGGCCUAGCUCUUUAUUGAAGGAACCCAGCCCAUCUUUAGUGCGCAAGAUUUCUAUUCCAGAGGUUAACGACCCACUUGGAGAAGACCAAAUGCCUAACAAUCAAUCAGUCAUGUUCUACAUCUGUAUGAUUUGUAACUACCACUCCUGGCCCUUCUAAAAAUGUCAAAAUAUUUUUUCCUGCAUAAGCACAUUUAACCCAUUCAUUAUUUACAAAGCUUCAUCAGAGUCAGCCAACAUAAUGUGAGUCUUGAACAUACAUCAAUCUGAACCAAGAAGGGGUUGUUGCCAAGUGAUGUAAGGGUGAUUGUGGCGAACAUUUCUUUUUACUGCUUAUUUCCAGUUCCAGCUGAAACUUAGUCUUGAUGUAUGGAUGAAUUUGCCAUUACAGAGACCAGCCGUAUAAUAAGUAACCAGUUGCUAUAGUCUGAGCAUGGCAGAAUCUGAGGUGAACGUCAACACCCUCUUCCAUCUUGCACCCCGUCUGGUUCACUUACAUCCUUUAAAGGUGCACAUCCUUACCUGGUCUGACCUACAUGUGACUCCAGAACCCCAGCAAUGUGGUUGACUUUUAACUGCCCUCUGGGUGUUUAGGGAUAGGCAAUAAAUGGUGGUCCAGCUGUGAAACCCUAAUCCUUUGAUUGAAUAAAGAAAAAUUAACCAGCCUACAGUUCAUGUGUAGAUGAAGUUCCGCGUUCACACUGAUACCCUGUGUUGUGUUGUACAGUACUGCUGCAUAAGAUAGACUUCCAAUAGAUUGAACACUUCACAACUUGGGAUCGUUGAGGUGCUGUGAGCUGUUGGUCAGUAGAAUUGUGCCCCUCCCGGUGCAACCUGUAAUCUUAUGGCUCAUCAAUCCUGGUUCAAUGAAGAGUGCAGAAGGUAGCAGCACCAGGCAUACCUAAAAAUGAGUUAUCAACUUAAAGAUAUCUAACAAGACUACUUCCAUGCCAUUCUAAGCAGCCAGUGAUGGAUAAGGCUGAGCGGUUCUUUAACCAAUGGAUCAGAUCUAGGGUUUUGAGUCCUGCAACAUCCAGUCAUGAAUGGUAGAGGACAAUUAAACAACUCACUGGAAGAGGAAGAGACACCACAAAUAUUCCCAACCUCAAUGAUGAAAAAAACCCCAGCAUCACAACUGUCAGUUGUUAGUCAAUUCAGUUUGCUUCAAGGUGAUAUUAAGGAACAGCUGGAGACACUGCAAAGGCUGUGGGCCCUGCCAACUUUAAUAAGACGGAAGACUUGUGUUCCAGAUUUUGAUGCAACCAAAAUCAAGCUAUUCCAGUACAGUUACAUUGGCAUGUUCUCUCUUUUAUUCCAUCCCAUCAUUCUACUCUUGAUCAGUAAAGUGAUGGAAAGUGUAAUCAAUAGUGCUAUCAAGCUGCAUGUGCUUACUAAUAACCUUUUCACUGACAUCUAAUUCUUCCAGAACCACUGAGCUCCUAACCUCUUUGUAGCCUUUGUUUACAUAUGGACAAAAGAGCUGAAUUCCAGAGGUGAGAUGAGAGUGCCCUUGACAUCAAGGCUGCAUUUCAAAAAGUUUGACACCAAGAAGCAAAAUUGGAGUCAAUAGGAAUCAGUGAAACUAUCCAUUGUUUGAAAUCAUGCCUGACACAUAUGAAAAUAACUCUGAUAGUUAGACAUCAGUCAUCUCGGCUCCAAGACAUCUCUGCAGGACUUCAUCAGAAUAGUAUCCUGGACCUAACCAUCUUCAGCUGUUCAUCAAUGACUUUCCCUCCAUCAUUAGCCAACAUUCCCAUUUCUGACUUAAUGACUGCACAAUGCUCAACAACAUUCACGGUUCUUCAGAUACAGAAGCUGUCUACGUUCAAAUGCAGCAAUAUCUGGAUAAUAUUCAAGUUGGGGCUGACAAGUGACAAGUAGCAUUUGUGCCACCCAAAUGCUAGGCAAUGAUCACUUCUGACAAAAGAGAUUUUAAUCACUGCCCCUUGACAUUCAAUGGCAUUACUAUCACAGCCUUACUUUCAACAUCCUGCGAGUUAUCUUUGACCAGAAACUAAUCUGGAUUAGCCAUGUAAGUACUAUGGCUACAAAAGUAGUAUAGAGGCUAAGAAUUUUUAACUUCAGCCUCACCAAUAGGCUGAACAACCUUGGUCCAUUUGGAAUUCAGUAGUCUUAGAAAUCAAAUCAGAGAUCUAAAAACCAUUUAAAGAGCUUGAUGACCUCAUUUGAUGUAUUAUUCAAGUUCAGCAGUUUGAUGGGGAUAACAAAACAACUUUAAGUAAAAGUAGACAACAAUGAGUGGUUGUUCUUUAUAAGAUACUGAACUUCUGGUUUGAUAUGGCCAUAACUAAUUCUGUACUAUUGUUUAUCCCUAAUUCCCUUAUUGUCCCAGAAAUCUAUUCUUCAUUUGAAUUCACUCAGUGACUGAGUAUCCAGGGUUUCUGGUGUAGACAAUAUGACAAAUCUUUGGAAUUCUAAGUGAAGACAUGUUUAAAUCCUAAAUGGCUGACAACCAAUGCUGAGCCUUUGUAUACAUAGUUCUAAGUUUGACGUCUAGAUUAAAGAGUCUCCAAAUAUCAACCCUGCGAAGCCCUUGAAGAAUUUUGUAUGUUUCAAUUUGGUUACUUUUCAACUCCUAAACUGUCAGGAAUAAAGGCCUAGUCAACUUAACCUCUCCAUGCAGGACAAUCCUUUCAUCCCUGUAAAAAGUUUAAUUUGCCUUUGUUGCAUACCCAGAGGCAAUAAGAUCCCUCCUUGGAAGGGCUGUUAUGGCACAGUUGUAGUAUCUCUAUCUCUGAAAAAGGAGGCCUGAGUUCAAGUCUCAAUUGCUCCAGAGGUAUGCAAUAACAUUUCUGUGACAGGUUGAUUAGAAAAUACCUAUCCCCCUUGAAUUAGGAAAGGCACAACUGCACACAGCACUCCAGAUGUGAUUUCAUUAAGCUCUGUGUAAACUUUUAGUAAGAUGAAACCUUUUGUAAUAAAUACUGAUACAC